Sciurus carolinensis (gray squirrel) is the source of this 1596-nucleotide messenger RNA. RefSeq names its product 40S ribosomal protein S21-like. NCBI's taxonomy places the organism in Eukaryota, Metazoa, Chordata, Mammalia, Rodentia, Sciuridae. Gene Ontology annotation, cellular component: ribosome; cytosolic small ribosomal subunit. The record is from RefSeq and is a predicted model, not a curated record. The coding region runs from base 1171 to 1560 and encodes 129 amino acids. Gene Ontology annotation, molecular function: structural constituent of ribosome. Gene Ontology annotation, biological process: endonucleolytic cleavage to generate mature 3'-end of SSU-rRNA from (SSU-rRNA, 5.8S rRNA, LSU-rRNA); endonucleolytic cleavage in ITS1 to separate SSU-rRNA from 5.8S rRNA and LSU-rRNA from tricistronic rRNA transcript (SSU-rRNA, 5.8S rRNA, LSU-rRNA); translation. The transcript is spliced from 2 exons.
GCAGUUAUGGAGAACUCCGGUGCCCCCGCCCAGCUAGUCAGCCUUCGGGGCCGCGGAGGUCGGCCGGCCAGCCUCGACCCCUUCCUCUGUCUCACUCCCACGCCUUGUCCAAGGAGGGAGUCGUGCGGCCAGGCAUCCCCAAGCCAGCCUCGGACGAGCUAGGGAAACGAAGAUAGGGGGUGACUCGAAGCGCGCCCCCGCUGCCCGACGCUCAGGCCCCUGAGCGAUUCCCGCACGUGGGCAGCCUGUAGUCCGCGACUGGGCCCCUCCCGGGCGGCUGUCACAUUCUCUAGUCUCUGUGGCCGCCGCCGCUGCCCGCCGCCCGCGCGCAAUCGGACUGGCCCACCUCCGCCCAGGGUGGGCAGAUGCGCUCCCCAACCAAGGGCCUUGCGAGGAGCGGGAGCCCCGCGCCGCUCCGCCCAAAGCAAACAAACACACACCUCCGCUGCAAGUAGCGCAACCGGAGACUCCCAGCCCGGAUCCCGAUGGGCGGCGCCGCCUCCGCCUGCACAGUCUCCGAGCCCGGCCGGCCGCGCCGGACUCGCUCCUUACGUAAGCCGGGAGACCUGCUCAGCUCUAACCACCGGCCGGCGCCCCCUCCACUUCCCCACCCCGCCUUCCCCGGCCCACGUGCUCCCCGCGACCCAGUGGGGGCUGCGGGGGCGAAGAGAGGUGGAGACCACGCAAGAGAAAAAAAAAAAAACCUUUUUUUUGUAUUGCCCAGGAUCUAUUGUGAAGGGAAAGGAAAAAUACAACUUGUUGAGCGUCUCUUGUAUGUCAAGUUCGAAGAUCACAGAAUGGAGACACAUUGAAUUGUCAGUAAUUAUACACCUAGUAAAGAGAGGAUUCAAGACAGGCAGUCUGGCUCUAAUUGCCUGCGCUUAUUCAUCUCCAAGGGACUGUGUUGGCCUUAUUCAUCCUGUAUCCCUGGGUCCUAGAACAGUGACUGACACAUGACUGCCAAAAUUAACGAUUGGAUGAACGAGUCCAUAACUUCUUGCAGCAUUAUUGGAGCAAGAAAAGAAGUAAUAUUUAUAGUGUGUUCUAUUUUCAGGUUCUUUUAUGUGUACAUUCUAGCUUCAGUUUUCAAUUCUGCAAAUUGACAGGUGCAUAAAAUAGUUUGGAAAUCAUAAUGUAGAAAUUAUAUAUUCUAUAUAUUAUAUACACAACAUGUAUAUAUUCCAUAUGGAAAUGUACAUGUUUUCAAAUACUCUAAUCAUUCACCUAUCACUUGUCAAUAGAACUUUAAAAACAAAAUUUGCUUUUCUGCGCUCGCGCUCGCCGUGGAGGCAGCAGGCGCGCUUCGACAUGCAGAACGACGCCGGCGAGUUCGUGGACCUGUACGUGCCGCGGAAAUGCUCCGCCAGCAACCGCAUCAUCGGUGCCAAGGACCAUGCGUCCAUCCAGAUGAACGUGGCCGAGGUAGACAAGGUCACCCGCAGGUUUAAUCGCCAGUUUAAAACCUACGCUAUCUGCGGGGCCAUUCGCAGGAUCGGUGAGUCAGAUGACUCCAUUCUCCGAUUGGCCAAGGCAGACGGCAUCGUCUCAAAGAAUUUUUGACUGGAGAGAAUUGUGGAUGCGGAACAUUUGUCAUAA